Aspergillus tanneri is the source of this 1368-nucleotide messenger RNA. RefSeq lists its product as uncharacterized. The transcript has 7 exons. Lineage: Eukaryota; Fungi; Ascomycota; Eurotiomycetes; Eurotiales; Aspergillaceae. The record is from RefSeq and is a predicted model, not a curated record. Bases 1 to 1368 code for a protein of 455 amino acids.
AUGAUCUAUCUUACGAUUAGCCUCCAGAUGUUGCCAGAUAAUACGAAAGUCCAACCAGAACAUGUUAUUGAGGAUAUAACCAACCGAGUUGGCAAAGAGUUACGGUUUCAACGAUCACUGAAGUUUUUAGAAAUUGUCGAUGUACUGAGGCGAACCAAGAAAGGAGGAUAUAUCAGGUCGUACACAGUACAGAAGGGUCAAGAGAUCAUGUCUUCCCUGCAACAGUGUUGUCCGCUCCAAGAGAUCUAUUAUAUCAAGAUCGGUAUCAAGGAAUUGUAUACGGAUAAUAACCGAGUGGACCCCAUAACGUUGCAGAAGGAAGAGGCUGCAGAUUGCGCUAUACGUCUGGGCGAAACGUUGGAGAAAGUCCGCACGCUGAAGAGGUCUCAGGUUGUCCAAGUGUUUGAUGGCGCUGUAAAAGCAGGCUUUGUGCAAUCAUUUACAAUGCCUCCAGUCCAAACAGGGGAACUCGAUGGUGAAACACUUCGGAGGAUUCUCUCAGCCGGAUCUUACUUGAUCAGCCAAGAUUCUCCUGGGACGUUAAGACUGCUCUUGGAUAGUUGGCUUACAAAUGAGUCAAACGGCAUACAUGCUCUUGGUCCUUCUCCAUGGAGGGGUGUUCAGGGAGCCGCAGAUUAUAUGAAGACACUGGAGGACAUCAAGUUCGCUCGGUCAGUUGGUGGACGUAUCUCACGCCUGCUCUUUUUCCUGAACUAUAUGGAGCUUACGAAGCAAGAGCAAGAAGCCCACUUCCAAAAACACUUACCAGAGGUCAAGAGCAUUGUAAUUGGCCGGAUUGCUGAUGCGUACUAUGGCAGUCCUGGCCAACGCACAACCUCGCAGCCGGACAAUAAGGUCAAGCACGAUAAGGUCAACGGUUAUGUGCGUUGGGCCCGAUGGUGGUGGAAACUUGCAGGGACGCUUGGUAUUGGCGUUGUAUUGGUUUGUGACCGCCAACUAAUGUCGGCAAUGACGUCUGGCAAGUUCACGAAUUCCACGAUUGAUGCCUUUGUCACGUAUGCCAUCUAUACGCGUCCAGGAACUGUUCGCUUACUGAAGUUAUUGGAGCCAGCUGCCCGACAACUAAUGUUUGGACACGUUUCGUCCGGUCUCAUUGAUGCCAUUCGGAAUGACGAAUUUGGUCUUCUAGGACGGACUCAGCUCUCUAAUACAUAUGCUGAAGAUGGGAAAGCGUUAACCCGUAAGCAGGUGGAUAGUAGCUGGCCGACAAUCGAUUCUGAGCAAGCGGCAUUAGAUAAAGUAACUGAAGUUUUGAAGUUGGUCCCCCACGAUGAGGAUAAAUCUCUUCUGGAUCUAAACAGUGAUUGCACCACCUCCUUUGAUAAUCGUGGCUUUAACCUAUCGUGA